This is a messenger RNA of Sodiomyces alkalinus F11, 1379 nucleotides long. Its product is annotated as RNI-like protein. Lineage: Eukaryota; Fungi; Ascomycota; Sordariomycetes; Glomerellales; Plectosphaerellaceae. The record is from RefSeq and is a predicted model, not a curated record. Gene Ontology annotation, biological process: activation of GTPase activity; nucleocytoplasmic transport. The transcript is spliced from 2 exons. Gene Ontology annotation, molecular function: small GTPase binding; GTPase activator activity. Bases 117 to 1379 code for a protein of 420 amino acids. Gene Ontology annotation, cellular component: nucleus; cytosol; perinuclear region of cytoplasm.
CUCCUUUCAAAGUAAUUAUUAUCCACUCGACACUUCUAUCUGCGUCGCAGUUACAAGCCUAGCAGCUGAAUCUCCUCCCUAAGUGUGAUUAUAUCUCACAUAGCAUUGCCAAAACGAUGACAGUCACCAAGUUGUUCUCCCUCAAGGGGAAGGGUCUCAAGUUCGACACGGCUGCCGACUUGGAGCCCCAUAUCGCGGAGCUGCGAUCCAACGAUGUCGAGGAGGUUCAGCUUCUGGGAAACACUUUCGGUGUAGAAGCUUGCAAACUUCUUGGUGAAGUUUUGGCCACUAAGAAGAACCUUCGAGCUGCUGACCUUUCCGACAUGUUUACCGGCCGUCUUUUGAGCGAAAUUCCCGAAGCGCUGUCUCAUCUUCUGACGUCUAUCCUCAAUCUUCCGAAUCUCCACACCAUCAACCUCAACGAUAACGCUUUUGGCAUCAACACGCAGGCCCCCCUCGUUGCCUUCCUUGCCGCCCAUGUGCCUCUGCAGCACCUCUACCUGAACAACAACGGACUCGGCCCUCACUGCGGUAUUCUCGUUGCCGACGCGCUUUCCGAACUACAUGCGAAGAAGGAGGCGGCGAGGAAGGAGGGGAAGGAUGUUCCCUACCUCGAAACGGUCAUCUGCGGGCGAAACCGCCUAGAAAACGGCAGCAUGCACGCGUGGGCCAAGGCCUUCAGUCUUCACAACAAGAUCAAGGAGGUCAAGAUGGUGCAGAACGGCAUCCGUCAGGAGGGUAUUUCGCACCUCCUCAGCGAGGGUCUCGGCCACGCCAGUGGGCUUCAGGUGUUGGACCUCCAAGACAACACCUUUACUAUGCAGGGUGCUCGCGUGCUGGCCAGAGUAGUUCCUUCGUGGACGGAGCUGAAGGAACUUGGCCUCAGCGACUCGUAUCUCGGAGCCAAGGGAAGCAUGCUACUCUCCCAAGCCCUUUCCAAGGGCCAGCAAAAGCACCUGGAGACCAUCCGACUGCAGUAUAACGACAUCACACCUAAGUCUCUCGAGGGCUUCGUGCAUGCAGCCGCUUCCCUGCCUGCGUUGAGGAAACUUGAAAUCAACGGCAACAAGCUGGACGAAGAGGACCCUUCCAUCAUUGCCUUGCAGGAGUUGCUCGAAGAGCGCAAGGAGAAGAAUGGAGGCGACCUUGUCGACGAGGACGGCUGGGGCCUCGAUAGCCUCAGCGACCUGGAAGGAAUGGAUUCGGAAGAGGAGGAGGAGGAGGAAGAAGAAGAAGAGGAGGAGGUAGAGCUGCCCGCGGAGAAGAGAGCCGAGAUUCUCAUCAAGGAGGCCGAGGAGGCCCAGGAGGAGCCUGUUGUACAAGUCAAGGACAAGGAGGUGGAAGAGCUUGCCAAGAAGUUGGAGAAGACAGAGAUUUAG